Molecule: messenger RNA, 996 nt
Organism: Penicillium taxi
Lineage: Eukaryota; Fungi; Ascomycota; Eurotiomycetes; Eurotiales; Aspergillaceae
Exons: 3
Coding region: 1-996 (331 amino acids)
Source: RefSeq, a predicted model, not a curated record
AUGCCUGUAUUCCUCAUGGUAGAUCAACUGGUGAGGCCAUUCAGCAGUCCACACCUGCGUGGAGAAACAGAGCUAAGGAUCAAUACAUCCGAGGAACUCAAAGCAGCUUUCCUACAGGCGUUUCAAGUUCUGAAGAAAGUGUCAAUGGAAGAGCGUGGAGUGGAUAUCACAUCAUCCUAUGUUCUUUUCCCGACUUUCCUCGAGCAUGUAGCCCACCAUGCUAUUAGUGAGGCGGCUCAUGAGGCUGGUUUAUUCCCAUACCAAAUGUGGACUCCCCACCAGAUGAUCAGUAUGUAUAACCACAUUCUAGACGAAAGCCCCUCUGGUGAUCCCUUGGAAAAGUCAUGGGGAACUCAACCAACGUUGAUCAUUGACUAUGGCUUAUCUUAUUUUGAUGUUCAAAUGAGGGGUGUACCAUAUGAGAAGAAUAAAUUCACCAUGGAUACGAUGGGAGGCCAAUAUAUUGUCCAGCAUAUCAUGCGAAAGAUCAUAUCCAGUGGUCAAGAUAUACCCGAGGAGCUUGCAGAGAAUGGAGCAGCACAGGAAAAGAUGUUUUGGGCAGUGGCCAACUCAAGACUGCGCAUAAAAGAGCAAAUAGGACAUGAAACAUGGGAGUCACUGGAAGAUGGAGCUCAAAUAAAGGAAUGGCCUGUCACCAUCAAGGGUCGGGGAGAUGUGGAGGAUGUAGCUGUAAUUUCUUGGGAUUAUGUCAAAGAUGCGGAGGCUGCGUAUGUGGAAUGGCUGAGAGAGUUUCUAACACUCCUCAUUGAGCGCUUAAAAGCUUCGUACUCUGAAAGCAUUAAAAAGGACCGGUCAUUGGUCAGUCGCGCUGUUCGAGAGAGCUUCGGUGCUGAAGUCGGGAUUAUUGGGGGUAACGAUGAGCGAGAUAUUACUCUUGAAGCACAAGGGGGUGCACGUAUUGCCUGGUCAGUCUACGAGAGAACACAAAGGGCAAACGAAGAUGUUUGCGAGGAUUUUGUGCAUGAAGAUUUGUAG